This is a messenger RNA of Equus quagga, 7682 nucleotides long. RefSeq names its product tensin 3 (gene TNS3). Gene Ontology annotation, molecular function: phosphatase activity; protein binding. Bases 235 to 4929 code for a protein of 1564 amino acids. Gene Ontology annotation, biological process: dephosphorylation. The record is from RefSeq and is a predicted model, not a curated record. The transcript is spliced from 31 exons. NCBI's taxonomy places the organism in Eukaryota, Metazoa, Chordata, Mammalia, Perissodactyla, Equidae.
UGCGCUCACUCGCCUGGCUUUUGUUCCCGGCAUCUGACUUCUGACGGCAGGGUGGAUUUGGAGGUGGUGGCGGCGUCCUUUCGGGCCUCCCAGGGUCGAGCUUUUCCUGAGACUCCCAGACGCGGAGGCCCCGGAGGCAUUCCUGCCCAGCACCGCCGCCGCGGAGGGGUCAGCGCUCGCCGCAGCUGUCCUCGCCUGGCCGGGCCGGGCUGUCCGCGGGCUCCUGGGGCGGCCAUGCGGCUGCGCGCCCUGACCCCGGGGCCGCCUGGAGGGUGCGCGCGCGGGGCCGGGGCUCGCCGGCACCGUCGCCAGCCAGAAGAAUUAGCUUCGAGUCUGCACAGUUUUAAGAACAAGGCCUUCAAAAAAGCCAAAGUCUGUGGAGUUUGCAAACAAAUUAUUGACGGUCAAGGGAGUUCAUGCCGAGCCUGCAAGUAUUCGUGCCACAAGAAAUGUGAAGCCAAGGUGGUGAUUCCCCGCUGCGUACAAGUCCCCCCGGAGCAGGCUCCAGUGGGUUCCUCACCACCUGCAUCUCUCUGCGGUGACAAGCCGUCCAGGCCUGCCGCGCUGAACCCCACCAUGGAGGACGGCCGCGAGCUGGACCUCACCUACAUCACUGAGCGCAUCAUUGCCGUGUCCUUCCCUGCGGGCUGUUCCGAGGAGUCCUACCUGCACAACCUGCAGGAGGUGACGCGCAUGCUGAGGUCCAAACAUGGGGACAACUACCUGGUAUUGAACCUUUCGGAAAAGAGAUAUGACCUCACAAAGCUUAACCCAAAGAUUCUGGACGUGGGCUGGCCAGAGCUGCAUGCGCCACCCCUGGAUAAGGUGUGCACCAUCUGCAAGGCCCAGGAGUCCUGGCUGAACAGCGACCCCCAGCACGUGGUCGUCAUCCACUGCAGGGGUGGAAAGGGACGCAUCGGAGUGGUCAUUUCAUCCUACAUGCAUUUCACCAACGUCUCGGCCAGCGCUGACCAGGCCCUCGACAGAUUUGCAAUGAAGAAGUUUUAUGACGAUAAAGUUUCAACUUUGAUGCAGCCUUCCCAGAAGCGGUACGUGCAGUUUCUCAGCGGGCUCCUGUCGGGGACGGUGAAAAUGAACGCCUCUCCCCUUUUCCUGCACUUCGUCAUCCUCCACGGCAUCCCCAACUUUGACACGGGUGGAGUGUGUCGGCCCUUUCUGAAGCUCUACCAAGCCAUGCAGCCCGUGUACACGUCAGGGAUCUACAACAUUGGCCCAGAAAACCAAAGCAGGAUCUACAUUGCCAUAGAGCCGGCCCAGCUCCUGAAAGGGGACAUCAUGGUGAAGUGCUACCACAAGAAGUACCGCUCGGCCACCCGCGACGUCAUCUUCCGCCUGCAGUUUCACACCGGAGCGGUUCAGGGCUACGGGCUUGUAUUUGGAAAGGAGGAUUUGGACAAUGCCAGCCAAGAUGACCGUUUUCCUGACGAUGGGAAGAUUGAGUUAGUCUUCUCAGCCACUCCAGAGAGGAUUCAAGGGUGUGAGCAUUUGCGCAACGACCACGGAGUGAUCGUGGACUUCAACACAGCAGACCCGCUGAUCCGCUGGGACUCGUACGAGAACCUGAGCGCAGACGGUGAAGUGCUGCACACUCAGGGCCCUGUCGACGGCAGUCUUUAUGCCAAGGUGAGGAAGAAAAGCGCCUCGGAUCCCAGCGUCCCAGGGGGUGCCCCGGCCAUCCCAGCCAGCAGCCCAGACCACGGUGACCACACGCUUUCUGUCAGCAGCGACUCGGGCCACUCCACCGCCUCGGUGAGGACCGACAGGACAGAGGAGCAUCUGGCUCCAGGACCCAAGAGGGGUCUGAGCCCCCAGGAGAAGGCUGAGUUGGAUCAGCUGCUUAGUGGCUUUGGCCUAGAGGAUUCUGGAAGCCCCCUCAAGGAUAUGACCGAUGCUCACAGCAAGUACAGCGGGACACGCCAUGUUGUGCCAGCCCAGGUCCAUGUGAAUGGAGACGCAACGCCGAAGGACCGGGAAACGGACAUCCUGGACGACGAGAUGCCCAGCCAUGACCUGCACAGCGUGGACAGCAUUGGGACCCUGUCCUCCUCGGAGGGGCACCAGUCGGCCCACCUGGGCCCCUUCACUUGCCACCAGAGCAGCCAGAAUUCCCUCCUGUCUGAUGGAUUUGGCAGUGGCACUGGUGAAGAUCAACACAGCACCCUUGCCCCAGACCUGGGCCUCGGUGUGGACACCCUGUAUGAACGGGAGCGUGCUUUUGGGAGCCGCGAGCCCAAGCAGCCACAGCCUGUGCUCAGGAAGCCCUCCGUGUCCCCCCAGAUGCCGGCCUAUGGGCAGGGCAGCUACUCCACGCAGACCUGGGUGCGCCAGCAGCAGAUGGUGGCCGCUCACCAUUACAGCUUCGCCCCCGAUGGGGACGCCAGGCUCAGCAGCCGUGGCCCAGCAGACAGUUCCAUCCUAGCGCAGGCCCAGCCCAGGGUCCCAGUCACCCCUACCCGAGGGGCCAGCAGCAAAGUGGCUGUCCAGAGGGGCAUAGGCCCCGGGCCACAUGCCCCUGACACACAGCGUCCUCCUCCCGGCAAAGUGUUCAAGCCCAGGUUUCCAGAUGUCAAAGUCAUGAAUGGGACUGGCCUGGAGCAGAGCGCAGACCCCUCCCCCGGCUCGCCCACCCUGGACAUAGACCAGUCUAUUGAGCAGCUCAACAGGCUGAUCUUGGAGCUGGACCCCACCUUCGAGCCCAUCCCCACCCACAUGAACACACUGGGCGGCCAGACCAAUGGCCCCGUGCCCCCGGACAGCAUGGGAGGCGGGCUCCGCGCAAGUGGCCGCCUUCAGGACACCGGAGAAGGCCUGAGCAGGGCCCCCGCGAGGCAAGCCACCUCAAGUGACGAGCCCCUGGGCGUAAGAUUCCGGAAGCUGAGCAUUGGGCAAUAUGACAACAGUGCUGAGGGGCAGCCAGCCUUCUCCAAAUGCGGAUGGGGAAAGGCCACCAGCGCCGACCAGGCUCCAAGCCUGGCACCGUUCCUCUCUCCAACAGACACCAAAGAGACAGUGGUCACCGCGUAUCCCCCAGACCUCGAUGGGAUUGAUGGCAGGAUCUUCUCUCCAACCAAAAGUGGCAGUGAGUCCAUUUCUUCCACACCAGCGUUCCCAGUGUCUCCAGAAACACCAUACGUGACAGCCUCCCCACAUCAUCCCCCAUUCAGCCCACCCAGGCCACAGAUGGGCAGCGCCGGCAGUCUAUACAAAGGAGCUCAUGAACCACGAGGCUGCCCUGAGCUCCUCAGUCACCCUGUGGGGAUGUCAGAGAGCCCCGCCGGACCCAACCCCGCCAUGCUCCGGGCCGACAUGCCACCGGCACCCUCCUUUCAGCGGGCGUUCCCAUCCUCCUGCACCACUGCCAGCAGCAGCCCCGGCCAGCGGAGGGAGAGCCCUUCCUCUGCUGAGCACCAGUGGGUGGAGACCAGCCCCAAAUCCACGCUGACCCUGCUGGGGAGCGGCCGUCCCGCAGGAGGCCUCCUUAGCGCCAGCGAGUUCCCCGGCCCCGGCAAGGACAGCCCCGCGCGGCCCCAUUUCCCACCUGUGGAGCUCCAGGCCUCUUUCCACAGCCACGAGCUGUCCUUGGCGGAGCCACCAGAAGCUCUGGGUCCUCCGAGCGGCCAGGCCUUCCUGAGCUUUGGCGCUGCCCCCAUGGGAAGUGGCCUUCCCCCUGGGGAGGACCCAGGGGCCGUGUUGGCCAAUUCCCACAGUGCAUCCCAGGCCCCCGGCAACCCGCGGACAGCAGCGGCGGCUGCCGACAAUGGCUUCCUGUCCCACAACUUUCUCACGGUGGCGCCUGGACACAGCGGCCACCAUAGUCCGGUCCUGCAGGGCCAGGGGCUGACCCUGCCUGGGCAGCCGCCCCUUCCUGAGAAGAAGCGCGCCUCGGAGGGAGACCGCUCCUUCGGCUCCGUCUCUCCCUCCUCGAGUGGCUUCUCCAGCCCCCACAGCGGGAGCACCAUGAGCAUCCCUUUCCCAAAUGUCCUUCCGGACUUUUCCAAGGCUUCGGAGGCUGCAGCACCUUCUCCAGAUAAUCCAGGUGAUAAGCAUGUGUCCGUGAACUUUGUCCAAGACACAUCCAAGUUCUGGUACAAGGCGGAUAUCUCCAGAGAGCAAGCCAUCGCCAUGCUGAAGGACAAGGAGCCUGGGUCGUUCAUCGUCAGGGACAGCCACUCCUUCCGAGGCGCCUACGGCCUGGCCAUGAAGGUGGCCACUCCCCCGCCUUCGGUCUUGCAGAUGAACAAGAAAGCUGGAGAUUUGGCCAAUGAACUUGUUCGGCACUUUUUGAUUGAGUGUACCCCAAAGGGUGUGCGGUUGAAAGGGUGCUCAAAUGAACCGUAUUUCGGGAGCUUGACGGCUCUGGUGUGUCAGCAUUCCAUCACGCCCUUGGCCUUGCCCUGCAAGCUGCUCAUUCCAGACAGAGAUCCGUUGGAGGAAAUAGCCGAAAGUUCUCCCCAAACGGCGGCCAACUCAGCGGCCGAGCUGCUGAAGCAGGGGGCAGCCUGCAAUGUGUGGUACCUGAACUCUGUGGAGAUGGAGUCCCUUACCGGCCACCAAGCUGUCCAGAAGGCCCUGAGCAUCACCCUUGUCCAGGAGCCGCCUCCCUUGUCCACAGUCGUGCACUUCAAGGUGUCAGCCCAGGGCAUCACCCUGACGGACAAUCAGAGGAAGCUCUUCUUCCGGAGGCACUACCCCGUGAGCAGCGUGAUCUUCUGUGCAUUGGAUCCGCAAGACAGGAAGUGGAUCGCAGACGGCCCGAGCUCGAGAGUCUUUGGAUUUGUGGCCCGGAAGCAAGGCAGUGCCACAGACAACGUGUGCCACCUGUUUGCAGAGCAUGACCCUGAGCAGCCCGCCAGCGCCAUCGUCAACUUUGUGUCAAAGGUCAUGAUCGGCUCCCCUAAGAAGGUCUGAGCCCUUUACAGCCCAGUGACUCCUGAGGGCUAGGGCGGCCCCCACUGUGUAGCCAACUGUGACCCUGACAUCCCCAGCCCAGGAGGGGACGGGGCUCCUCCAACUUGACAAACAGAAGAACAAAUAGCCCCGCCGUUACUGGCCUCUCCCAAAAGAAACUGCUCCCCGACACUUUUCUGUCACCGAGCGCUUUCUGAGUGGAAGAAGGCAGCACCAGGUGCACCCUCCCAGGCUCCAUGCUGGAAAGGACCAUUCAAGGAGACGGGGUCCCUGUGUCACUUGCACGAUGGUCUUUGUGGCAAGGAGGGGCACCCAGUGGUGCUGUGCUCUGCUAUGGCCCUGAGUGACCAGCGGCGCCUCACCGUCACCGUCGCCAUCACAGAGUGCUCCUGUCCAUCUGACGCCCCAGAGGGAGGCCUCUGUCCUCCCACGAUGAAGAUGCUGAUGAAAUUGAGAGGGAGUGCAUGUUUGAUGAAGGUUCGUGCAGGUCAGGCCCUUCCGGAAUGCUGGCGUCAUGAGCAAGGGGACAACAUGAUGGGCUGUGAGGACGAGGGAGAUCACCUGAUCACUCAGGGAGGGGCUCUGUGAUGCCAAAGAGCCUCACCCUCGUGUGGCGACAGCUCUGGCCUCCCGCUCACACUCCUGGUCUGCGUGGUGCGCUGGGCCGUGAGAGGAAAAAGUAAGAAGAUGGAAGUAAAACGCCAUUUCCAAAUAAUUUAUAUUUUACUUAUGCCAAAUUAUUUAUGAUAACAAUUUGCCAUUGCUCUCCUCUACUGGUGUCUAAAUGCUGCAGCUGCCAGGCUGGGGUUUUAGGAGGAGCAUCCGUCCCGUGUCAGAUGCACCCGAGAUAGAGGGUGCAUCACUCGUCAACGAUGCUGUGGACCAUCUCCCACGUGCAGCUACCAAAAGGCGGUUUUGCCUCAGGCAUCCUACCCCAACAUUGAUCAUCGAUAUGUCAUCUCCAGGCUGCAGAUGCCGUCUUUUCUGGGGAGGAAGGUUCUGGAAGGGUGGGACACACUUCGGUGUACACUCAGCUGUUCUUGGUCAUCUUGGGGCCAGGUAGAGAUUGCCCAGAGCACUGCUGCCUUUUGGAAGCUCUCGUCUGUCUCGUCCACACCUAUUGACUCCUGUUGGGAUCUUGUGUGUCUCUGGCAUCCUGAGCAGGGAGAGGAAGAUGAGAAUGAACCUCAGUCCUUCCAGGCUAUUUUUGAAGGCCACUUUUCUGCACCACCUUAGCCCGGCAUCGGGUGCGCUGUAUACGCUGACACGAGUAUUGCAGUGCCGUGGUCUGUCUGCCUGAAUCCAUCCAUGGUCAGAGGUUUGGGAGAAGCCGAUGGUCCUAUAAAUCCCCUGGAGUGAGAGAUGGAGCUGGGCAGCAUCGUGAUAACGUCCUGGUCUCCCUCCCCAUAACCCAGGGCACGCCACAGGCCCUCGAUCCACCAUGAACAGGCCACUCGGCUCUGUUUUCCACAUUAGGCACCAGCUCUCCCAUCGCCCAGGAAUCACUGGCGUUGGGAUCGUGCUGGAGUUUGGAAAUGUGCUUUGUGAAUUCUCUGUUUUGAAGUGGGGCAGAGACAGACUUGGCGAUGAGCAGAGUUGCAGUCGCCGAAUUGCAGUGGGCAUUGUGUGCGUGCGUGUGUGUGUGUGUAUAAAAGUAGGUGAAUGAACGAGUCCACUGUUUAGCUCCUAUUGAUGCACCAAACGCAAGUGCCUCAUUUCUGUGCCAAAUGUUUGCCUUGGUCUUUGAGGACCUUCUUUCCUGACACGUGUUGGCGUGGCUGUUAAAGGGAACGUGCUGACAUCUCCCAGGGCCCUGAGGUCUUGGUCCUUGGUGGAGGCAUCUAGCAUUUUCGUUUUUCACUCACUGCAGGAAUCCGGCCCAGGGGACUAAGGUUUGUGCUGUCCCCAAGAGGUGCCUCAUCCUGAGAUGGCUUAUACCCAAGUUUGACCCAAAGACUGCAGGCUGGGUCCCUUAUCCUCCUGAUGUGGGAAGAGAGGGCUCAUGUAGAAAUCAGAGCGAGGGAGGAGCAUGGGACUCAGGAGCAUGAGCUGCCGGAAUCACAGACAUCAGGGCCUCCCGCAGCAGUCCUCGUCAGAGCGUUCGAGAGGCCACGCACGUUUGCCUUUUAAACCGACCUUUACUCUCAGUGGUCAAGGGUGUCCGGAAGUUUGCUCCAAGCAAAUGGCUCCCGCUGAGGAGCCAAAGGAAGCCGAUACCCCAGUUUCUGACGAGCUGGUACGACAGGUCUCUUCGUGUGUUACAUGUGCUUUUAAACGGAACAAGAUGAGUCCAUGAACUUUGUGCUCAGACUGCGGCGAGCCCCACCGCCAGUUCUGGCUCCUGGGCACACAGGGGAAGGAAGCUUUGCCAGGCAUCUAGCCUCUGGGUCACCAGUGGGCACAGGGGUGCUGUCCCGGGGAGUUCGCGAGAACAGCACCCCACGAGGGUCGCAGCCAGGGUCCUGUUAACCUGCUCAUUAACCAUGCGCUGUACUCCUCCAGUGUUAACCUAUAACCAUGUUAAGUCCUACCGCAUUUAAGGGUCUCCGUGUGUAUCCUCAGCAUCAAAGACCUCGUCGUGUCUCCUAAUCUGCCUUACCUAUUAGUGGGUAUUUUUACUUUUCUUAUAUUGUAAAAAAUAUAUCCAGUAUGUAAAUGAAUGUCCUAUAAAUCCUUUGUAUAGUCAUUUUCUCUGCUCUUUAAAUAUCAUCUCUAUUCAGAGUAUAAUAAAAUUAUAAACUUGGUAAGCCUCA